Harmonia axyridis is the source of this 1982-nucleotide messenger RNA. RefSeq lists its product as uncharacterized. The record is from RefSeq and is a predicted model, not a curated record. NCBI's taxonomy places the organism in Eukaryota, Metazoa, Arthropoda, Insecta, Coleoptera, Coccinellidae. The transcript is spliced from 6 exons. Bases 431 to 1366 code for a protein of 311 amino acids.
AGCUUGAACCAACAACACCGCGCUACUCUAUCCGAUACCACCGUUGCCGCUCAGUUGCGACUCUACGGAACCCCCUUCCAUGGUCGACACACCUUCACUAGGUGAAACAAACACGGCACGCUAUAUUUGACUUUAGUCAGUCUUUAGAGCGAUUAUAAUAACCAGCUGCAGUCGUCGCAAAUCGCAACUCGACGAAGACGCCCACGUAUCGACACCGUGAACAGGCGUAUUGGCGUGUCAGGUGAUAGUGCUGUGUCCGGAAAGUGUGCCAUGUAAAUUAACAGGUGAAUUCCGAUCGAAAAUCUUCCAAUAUCGAUUCUGAAGAAACGCGGCCGGCUAGUGUGCUCCAACCGCCGUCAUGCGCGCCUCCCUACUGGUCCUUCGACCGGGAUCAUUGUGAUUUUCUGUGCUAACAUGUUAUUUUUGUGAUAUGGCGGAGCCUAAGCCUCUUUAUUCAACAUGCGUGGCAGUACUAGGAUUCAUCUGCUUCAUCGUUGGCGCGACUGCUGUCUUCAUUCCGGUAUGGGGCCAUUUCGACACCGCUAACGGUAGUGGUAAUGAAGACAGUGGUUACUUUGGACCAUGGAAAACUUGUAAAAUAUUGAUGUACAAUAGAGAAAGAUGUGGCAGCAAUGUGUCCAAAUUUAGGCCAAAAGGAACUGUUUGGGUUGCAGGCUUACUAGCAUCUAUUGGAGUGGCAGUACUGGGAGUCUUCUGCCUGUUGAGUGUCUUGCAGCUAGCCAUGAUCAGUUCGAAAGAAAAAGUGGUCAUCAAAUACUCAUUGGCGGUAGUAUCGAAAGUUGUGACUGCUCUUGUUGCCACAUUGUUGGCUAUUGCUGCCGCUGGUCUCUUUGCCCUGCAGACAGAUGACAGAUCGACAAAUGGCUUUCAAAUAACGAGGGGAGUUUCGUUUUACAUCCUGAUCCUCUUCAUCGUAUUGGAUUCCAUCCUGUUUGGAAUGUCAAUCUAUGACAUGCUUUUUGCCAAGCGGAUAGGUGGUGAUCCUACAGAAGUUUCUGUGUCAUCACAGCCCACCACAUAUGGAAAUCCAGGAUUCAGAGAAAGGGGAUCCAAUGGAGGUGGGAUAUCAGUGACUGAUGCCAGUGGAAAACCUUACACUGGAGCCUCUAAUGGCAGUAUGGUGUCGAUGAACACAACAUCGACCACAUUAGGGUCAACCAAUGGCUCUACAGUUGGGUCUUCCAUAACAAGAUCACCGUUAAGGUCAAGUCUCAAAAAACCACGACCCAAACAAGAAGGUGGUCUAGGAAUACAAAAUCCAGGAUUCUCAGGAACCUCACCCACUAUGGGAAGAAACGGAAGUAUGAAGAAAGUUAGGAUACAAACACAAAGUACGGAAGUGUAGUAGCGGGAUAUAAGGACAACUUUGUUGUGAAAUGUGUUGUUGAACUUUUUCGAGAUAAGUUUUUGUUGAACAUUGAACUCAAAUAUGAACGAAAACUAUUCAAAACUUUUUUCUAGUUCAUGGUAUAAGUCAUAUGUAAUAUUGAAACAGAAAUAAUGAUUUCCUGAAUAUUAUCCUCAUUGGUGCUUUCAACAGAAAUUGUUCCGUCCACGAGAAAUUAUAGCAACGAUCUAGUUGCAUUGAUGUUUUAUGUUUUUCAUAUUUAUAUAUUUUAUUAGUCACUCCAAGAGUGUCAUCUUUAUUUAUGUUGAAGUCUUUUGCUGUUGAUUUUAAUGCAGUUUGGAAAUUUGUCCGUUCAAUUGAUCUUUGUUAUCACUCAAGAGAAAAAUUUGUAUUUGCAACGUGUGUUUAUUCAUUUGAUGGAUUUGAUGGAAUUUUUUAGUAAAAAUAAUUUUGAACUUUGCAUGAUAUACAUUUCGAUUAUGCCUCGAAGUAAAGAUGAAAAUUCGAUAUUAUCCAGGCAUUUGUCUUCUCAUUAUUGUGUAUUACACUAUAUGAUAGUUUCAUCCACAUAAGAAAGUGAUUCUCUCGAAUGAAUCCAUUAAAGAGUUGGACC